Molecule: messenger RNA, 231 nt
Organism: Tetrahymena thermophila SB210
Lineage: Eukaryota; Ciliophora; Oligohymenophorea; Hymenostomatida; Tetrahymenidae
Product: transmembrane protein, putative
Exons: 1
Source: RefSeq, a predicted model, not a curated record
AUGAACAUUCAAAAAUUAAUUGCUAUCCUUAUAUUAGGAGUUAUAAUGGUUUCUUCCUCCAUUUAUUUUGUUCAAAAAUCUAAUAAUGUAGAAAUGAGUUAAUUUAAUUAUUAGUAGGUCUCAUCUUCUGAUGAUUGUUAUGGCCCUGGAGCUCCAUGCUCAUCUAAUGAUUAAUGCUGUUCUGGAUCUUGUAAUUAAAGACCUCGCUCAUGGCUUGCUUAAUGCUCUUGA